Molecule: messenger RNA, 3686 nt
Organism: Saccoglossus kowalevskii
Lineage: Eukaryota; Metazoa; Hemichordata; Enteropneusta; Harrimaniidae
Biological process (GO): regulation of cellular localization; establishment or maintenance of cell polarity; centrosome cycle
Cellular component (GO): cell cortex; nucleus; apical plasma membrane
Molecular function (GO): protein binding
Source: RefSeq, a predicted model, not a curated record
CGCCAUUUUGAUGGCGAUCAAAGUCCGUAUGAUCUGAUGGCUUCUGUGACGCGGUUCCGUAUCAGCUAUGGAUGUGUUACAAUUCUGCGGUAGCCCGACGCUUGCAGCACAAAUGGGGACGAUAGCAGAAGAUGGUAAUUCUACGGAUCUCGACAUCUCUAUCGAGGAACUGGCUCUUACCAUGAGGCACCAUCUCAUGGGCGAUGAUGCUGGGCAAUUGAACGGCGGCUGUUCUCCCAUUCUAUCGCAAAAUAAUUUUGCCAAUACCAUCCAGAACAGUUACUUUCCAACUGAUUUAUCAAAAAGCGAUGUUCCGUCGUUUAAAAAGACUCCAAGUCGCUCUCCAAGUCCGCAAAAAACGGAGAAUUCAAGAACUCCGUCACCGCCCAAGUACAAGAAUAAGACUGGAUCUUAUAUUCCAAAUGGACACCAUCCUCUCAAAGACGGAGACUCCCUCUCCAAUUAUCCAAGACUCAGAUCUCAAUUUUAUGAUGAACUCAAAAAGAAAUACCCGAAAGCCUUCCAGCGCAAUCCAGCGCUGAAUCAUGUGACUGACAAAAGUCGUGUUAUCACCCCUGCUAAGCUAAUUGUUAAAGCGGAGGAAAAAGAGAAUAGUAUGCCAGCGAGUCGUACUCCACGACCGCCAGUGAAGCAACGGACUAAUCUUGAAACUGCUAGAUCAUACCUCAACCUCAGUCGCCAGAGUUUGAAUUUCUCUUCAGAUGACAAUCGAGGAACUAACACAGAGAAUGAUUCGUCUCGACAGCUGAAAAGCCGACUCCAACAGAACAGCGAGGAGAUGCUUGGAUUACUUCAUAGACCUGACUUUCCUCGUUAUCGCAGUCAGGAUAAUUUGCCUUCUGGGAAAUGUGCAACUGUGGAAUACCGAAAUGGAUCUAAACAUUUUGUUCAUCGGUUUACGAGCGCCGAUAAUGUGUCCGCACCGUACACACUGAGCUCAAGGGGAGGAGGGUACAGUGACUCACCCCCAGACAGCGCAGUCGAUGUUGGUGACAAUUAUUCACACCGUUUUUCUGACACUGCAAGUGCUGAUUCGAUCAGUAAAAGUACUACGUUGCCAGGUUACUCAUUACGGAGAUUUUCUAGUGGCCCAAUUUAUAAUGCUGCAUCGGAUGUUGAGUACAGCAAUCAUCGAGAAUACCAUACUGCGGAUAGUGAUGGCGACUCUGGUAUCGGGCGUUAUGAUGCAAAAUACAAACGUGCAACAAGUGAUGUUGAUUUACAUGCGCAGCAGAGGUCUGGACACACGCCAAAUGGAUCAAGACAAGAAGCACUAAAAAUUUUACAGAAAAAAAGAGAAAGUCUCCAAGGCGCAGGAUUGCAAAAUGGCCAUGGAACAACCCGACAUAAUGGACCUCUCAAAGCAGACCAUACCAUUCAAGCAUAUAGGGAAGAUAGAGAUGCGUACUCUCAUCAGGGAGCGAGACCCAAACGAGCUGAAUCAACAGGCGCCUUGCCAAAUGACUAUGGCGUAAUACAGCAUGAAGUUUUACAUGACACUCCAAUCAGGAAUGACCUAGACAAUCACCAUGACAACCACCAUCAUAGCAACCACAAGAGCCAGGAGAGGAAAAAUAGAAAUGAGAACCGAAAUCAGUCUCAUGAUAUUAUACCAGAUAAAGAUUCAAAUCGAAAUGGAUUAUCCAGAAGUCCGAGCAAAUGUUCAGAUAAAAGUGGCUCUUGUCGGUCUGUGCGUUUCGAAGACGAGAACGGGCCUAAACCGAAGCCCAGGCGUAAAACAUCUAAACCUAAGGAGGCUGAUUAUUUUGAUGAUGAUGUUUUUGAGCAGCCUGGGGAGUCUCAAAGGACUACAGGGUCAGGUUCCCGAACAAACAUGACAUCAUUUUCAAAUCCUUAUGCUGACAUGGAACUAUACUACCAGGAUCAUCAAAGGCGGAAAAGUGCCAGUCGGAAAAAGAAUGUGGACAAUUUAUACAAGGAAACUAAUGGAGAAAUAUUUUCGGAUGGAGAUUAUAAUGGGAUAAGUCAUUCCAGGGUAUCAGGAUUAAUUCAAGAGAAUCCAUAUGAGGAAUUACCAUCUCGGACUCACAGUCGUAAUUCCAAUAGAUCUCCAGAAAAUAUCUACACUGAAGUAGGGUAUUCUAACCCUCAUUUGGACCGAGCACUGGAAGAAUCUAAAAGUAGAACAGUUAGAAGUCAUGUGACAGGAAAACCACCAAUAGGAAAAGGUGCUUCAAGGCCAAGAAGAUCCACAGAUUCCCAAAAGCAAUACUCUCCUCCAUCAUCAAAUGACCCAAGAUAUGCACAAGUUCAGAGGUCACAGAAGAGAGCAACUCCAACCCCACCACCGCCUCCGGAGUUUGGUGGCAUGGCAACCUAUUCACCGAGAAACAGCCAGGACUCGGGGUCCUUGAAUAGCAACCCUUGUAUUAGUGAGCAUGAUGAAAGUAUCGUACCAUUGGAAUCUGACGCACCAACACUGCCGAUGCGAGGUUAUGUUAGUGAUCUAGAAAUGUAUUCUGACAUGACUGGGUCGAGGACUUCGCUCAACUCAAGGUCAUCAGUUUCAGACAAAAUUCAGAGUUUUGGAAAAGCUGCCAAAAAACGUUUCCAUUCUUUGAGACGCGCAGUUAGUUUGGACCGACUGGAUAAUAAGGGUCAUAGGUCAGACCAGAUUUAUGACACACCUAAGAUGAAAAAGUCUCCAUCUCUGAGAUCGCUGACAAGUCGUAUUGGUAGACGGAAAGAAAGUGAUUAUGACAGUUUUUAUCAAAAUGAACGAAUGAAACAAGAGAAAAAGAUGCAGCAAAGACCGGGGAGUGCACGUAGUGACAGGUCAAUAUCAUCUAGAAAGAGUACAACAUCAUCAGUGACAUCACCAAAUCAUCUACGAAAAGUUGGGAGGAUUUUGAAAAGUAACGUGGACGGAACUCUGAUUAUUGAGUUAGUCAAACCGCCAAGUGGCCCGUUUGGGUUCUAUAUUGCAAGGGGAAAUGAAAAAUUUGGUCGAGGUAUUUUCAUAUCUCGAAUGAGUGAUGGAUAUCCUGAAAAAAUGUUUGCUGGAUUAAUGGGAAUUGGAGACGAAAUUCUAGAAAUCAACGGUACUUCUCUUGUGAAGAAGACGCUUGAUGAUGUGUAUGAUGCGAUGGCUGAUCGGGAUAGACUUGUCCUCAAAAUCAUGCCGUUGCUUUCGAGAAAGGACUGGUGAUUGUAACCUCAUCUCCACUGCAAACUGAGCCAUAGUUUGUUUGUUUAUUAAAUCAAGUACAUAUUUCAUUUCCACAAUGCAGGUUUUAUUAGUGGAACAAAAUGUGGUGGAAUUAUCUAUUGGAAUAUGCGUGGGCUGUUCAACUCAGAACUUUGGUAAAACAUCUACGAAGUGUUUUUAUGACUUUCGUUAAGGGUACCCAUGUACACAUGUCAUGUAUGUGCACUACAAAAAGAGAUAAUACUGUAAUGUAGAAGUUAAGGUAGCAGUUAACAGGGGUAAAAUAUGUAAAUUGAUCUGUGAUUCAAACAUUCUCCAAUGGUACCUUAGCAUGCUACAAUAAUAACCAUCUGAACGCUGAGAAUGUCUAAAGGAUUACCUGACGGCCAAUUUCGUUACUGUCAUUUUUUACUAUUCUGUUUAUUGAAGACACUGUUUUGUAACACUUCCAGUCACGCGAAUUACCUGUGAAUUACACAGUACGUUCUUGACUUUC